Porites evermanni is the source of this 1103-nucleotide messenger RNA. The record is from the annotation of a GenBank genome assembly. NCBI's taxonomy places the organism in Eukaryota, Metazoa, Cnidaria, Anthozoa, Scleractinia, Poritidae.
GCCGACCAAAACCUAUACUAGCUAGUUGUUAUGAUGUUGUCUCCCUCGCCUUCUUCUUCCAUUUCUUCGGAAGACCGAUCCGGUUCAAGUUCUGACGAGAACAGUGAAAUUUUAGACGACGAUGGAACAGCUUUCGUCCCGUAUGAUGAGGAACUGGAGCCAGUCGCGACCAAGGAAGAGGCUGCCGCAUACACGCUUAGUGUGGCUAAUGAGGAAGAAUGGGAGCUCGUGCUUCAAAGGCGCUUUACUGGCGAAUUAGACGUCAGCACAUGGUAGACAUGACUCAGAUUGUAUUUCUAAGCAGUUCUUUUUCAUUUUAAAUCUUUUGUGUUAUGGUGGAAUUCGCCCAUAAAUUCGAAUUUUUUUCAUAAUUUCGAUUGCGUGUUUCUAAUACUGAACGGAGAACGGGUUAUUUUUGUUUUGUAGGUGCACUUGUUCAAACUGUUCGGUCGACAUAGCCACCAAGAAGGAAGAAUGCAUUUGUUGCAAGGAAAUAGAUCGUGUGGGGGAAGUAAUGGAAAAUAUAGAAUGGGCAGGUGAUUGUAUCACUUUGCAUCCUGGGUUUCAGGAUGUUUGCCUAAACCGAUGGGUUCUUGAAGUGGCAUCACUUAACCUGAAGACCAAAGCUGGAAAAAGUUACCGGGCUAUUUUCAGUCAAGGUCGUAAAACGGAAUCAGAGUGAGUCAAUCAUUCCAUGAUUUUUUAUUCUGUUGUUCUUAUUGUUCACCUGGGUGUCUCAUAAGUGAAAGUGAGCAAUUUAUUUAUUAUUUUUGUAAAAUAAUAAGGUUAAAUUAUACUCAAAGCCCCGUUUGUCAACAAAUAAACGCUUAACAGUUAUAUUUCAUUAUUAUUUCUACUACAGUCUAUUGCAUCCCAGUCUAUUUAUUAUACAGAAUCCUCAAAAACUUCUAUUGUCAACCAAAAACUCAUAUUAUUGUAUUUUAAUUGAAGAAAAACCAUGCAUGAUGAAACAACAGCCUAAACAAAUAAGCUGCCACAAGUGACCAAAAACUCCACCAGUCAAGCAUAUGAAACUGUACAUAUGUUUCUCAUUAUUUUUUUAUAGGUUUCUUCGAUCAGUGUCGUACAGACAAUUUACUUGA